This is a messenger RNA of Jaculus jaculus (lesser Egyptian jerboa), 2299 nucleotides long. It is a transcript of the gene Rxfp2, whose product is annotated as relaxin family peptide receptor 2. NCBI's taxonomy places the organism in Eukaryota, Metazoa, Chordata, Mammalia, Rodentia, Dipodidae. The record is from RefSeq and is a predicted model, not a curated record. Gene Ontology annotation, cellular component: membrane. Gene Ontology annotation, biological process: G protein-coupled receptor signaling pathway. The transcript has 18 exons. Gene Ontology annotation, molecular function: G protein-coupled receptor activity; protein binding. The coding region runs from base 116 to 2299 and encodes 727 amino acids.
CUGUUUUCAGGAUAUAAGAGAUAAGUCAUUGCUGAUGGCUUCAAAAGGCAGGCACGGAAGAGGGUUUGUACUUUAAAACAGAUAUGACCACAGUGAAAUUCAAAUAAGUGUGGAAAUGCUUUACGAUUUUGCACUGACGGAAGGCAAUAUGGCCACUGCCUUGUGCCCCAAGGGCUACUUUCCGUGUGGGAAUCUCACCAAGUGCUUGCCCCGCGCUUUUCACUGUGAUGGUGUGGAUGACUGUGGCAACGGGGCCGACGAGCGCAACUGUGGUGACACUAGUGGAUGGGCGACCAUAUUUGGCACAGUCCAUGGAAAUGUUAAUAAUGUGACACUCACACAGGAGUGCUUUCUCGACCAGUACCCCCAACACUGUUACUGCAAAGAAACCGAACUGGAAUGUAUAAAGGCUGACUUGAGAUCUGUGCCAGAGAUUUCCAGCAAUGUGACAUUACUGUCUCUUAAAAAAAACAAAAUCCACAGUCUUCCCGAUAGAGUUUUCAUCAAGUACACAGAACUUACAAAGAUGUAUCUUCAACAUAAUUACAUUAGACACAUUUCCAAGAAAGCAUUUUGGGGAUUAUAUAAUCUACAAGUGCUGUACCUCAACCACAACUGCAUUACCACUCUCAGACCUGGAACAUUCAAAGACUUACACCAGCUCACUUGGCUAAUUUUAGAUGACAAUCCAAUAACUCAAAUUUCACAGAGGUUGUUUACUGGAUUAAAUUCCUUAUUUUUCUUGUCCAUGGUUAAUAAUCAUCUAGAAGCCCUUCCAGAACGGCUAUGCACCCAAAUGCCUCAACUCAACUGGAUGGAUCUGGAAGGCAAUCGAAUACAGUAUCUUUCGAAUUCCACAUUUCUGUCCUGUGAUGCGCUAACCGUGCUGUUUCUGCCUAGAAAUCAAAUUGACUAUGUUCCAGACAAGACAUUUUCUUCAUUAAAAAAUUUAGGAGAACUGGAUCUGUCCAGCAAUCUGAUCCCGGAACUACCAGUCCAUCUUUUCAAAGACCUGCAGUUUCUACAAAAACUGAACCUGUCAUCCAAUCCUCUUUUGUACCUCCACAAGAACCAGUUUGGAAGUCUUAAACGACUUCAGUCUCUAGACCUGGAAAGGAUAGAGAUUCCAAACAUAAACACAGCAAUGUUUCGGCCCAUGAAGAAUCUUUCUCACAUUUAUUUCAAAAACUUUCGCUACUGCUCCUAUGCACCUCAUGUCCGAGUAUGUAUGCCCUCGACUGAUGGUAUUUCUUCAUUUGAGGACCUCCUGGCUAACAAUAUCCUCAGAAUAUUUGUCUGGGUUAUAGCUUUCAUUACCUGCUUUGGAAAUCUUUUUGUCAUUGGCAUGAGAUCAUUCAUUAAGGCUGAAAACACAACUCACGCUAUGUCCAUCAAAAUCCUCUGUUGUGCUGACUGCCUGAUGGGAGUGUACCUGUUCUCCAUUGGCUUUUUCGACAUAAAAUACCGAGGGCAGUAUCAGAAAUAUGCACUGCUGUGGAUGGAGAGCAUACCGUGCCACCUCAUGGGCUUCCUGGCCACGCUGUCCACUGAAGUCUCCGUCCUCCUGCUGACCUUCCUGACGCUGGAGAAGUUCCUGGCCAUUGUCUUCCCCUUCAGCAACGUGCGCCCGGGCAAGCGCCAGACCGCCUGCAUCCUGGCCUGCAUCUGGCUGGCAGGAUUUCUAAUCGCUGUCCUUCCUUUCACCAACGCUGACUAUUUUGGCAACUUUUAUGGGGAAAAUGGAGUAUGCUUCCCACUUCAUUACGACCAAACGGAAGAUAUCGGGAGCAAAGGGUAUUCUCUUGGAAUUUUCCUAGGUGUGAACUUGCUGGCUUUCCUCAUCAUUGUGUCUUCCUACAUUGCUAUGUUCUGCUCCAUUCACAAAACGGCCUUGCAGACUGCAGAAGUGAGGAAUCACAUGGGGAAGGAGGUGGCUGUUGCAAAUCGCUUCUUUUUUAUAGUGUUCUCUGAUGCCAUCUGCUGGAUUCCUGUAUUUGUCGUUAAAAUCCUUUCCCUCCUCCAAGUGGAAAUUCCAGGCACGAUCACUUCCUGGAUAGUGAUUUUUUUCCUGCCCGUGAACAGCGCCUUGAACCCAAUCCUCUACACUCUUACCACCACCUUCUUCAAGGACAAAUUAAAGCAACUGCUGCGCAAGCAUCGGAGGAAAUCAAUUUUUAAAAUUAAAAAGAAAAGUCUAUCCACUUCCAUUGUGUGGACAGAUGACUCCUCUUCCUUUAAACUUGGAGUUUUGAACAAAAUAACCCUUGGGGACAGUAUAAUGAAGCCAGGUUCCUCUUAA